AUGGAUCUCCCAUACCGACUCAAAACCCCGGUGACGGAGUGGGAUCCGACGCAAUUCUUCCGCGAGGGAGAUCCUCCCUCGCCGUAUGCGCUGUUGAUCCUCAACCAUCCAAUCAACGAGAAAGCCUACGAGGUUCUGCAACAGCACGCAUGCAUGACCGUCUGCGCCGACGGCGGCGCAAACCGCUUCUACGAGAUGAUGAAAGCCCGCGGCAGGGAGUAUACAGACUUCCCAACAGCCAUAAUCGGCGACCUCGACUCCAUAAACCCGCAAACCCGCACCCACUACGAAACCCAAGGGGUACCCGUAAUCCAACACGUCGACGACUACAGCACGGACUUCCACAAGAGCCUCCAGUACAUCCGGAGCAACGCGGCGAGUAUCCUCGCCGGGGCAGCUGUUCCUCCGCCUAACGCCCAAGUCCCAGCUUCAGUAACACCCCAAGCCCCAGCCCAACCUCAAAGCCAAGCUACAGCUCAAGCUCAACCCCAAGAACCAACCACAACCCCACCCCUCGAUAUUCUCGUCCUAGGCGGCCUAGGCGGCCGCGUCGACCAAGCCUUCUCGCAGAUCCACCAUCUCUUCUACAUGACGCAGGAGCUGCGCCAAACCAGCCCUGGAAAGGGGGUUAGUGGAGGUGGUAGUGGGAGUGAGAAUCUCUACCUCGUCUCGGAGGAAAGUAUCACGUUCGUUCUGCAGGCGGGCCGGAAUAUCGUGCAGACGCCGCGGGUGAAUCGACCGAUUGGGGAGGGGAAUACCUCUGAAGAAGGCCAGGGGGAAACCGAGAGGGAAGGUCAAGCUGGGGAUGUAGGUGCUGGGGCUGAAGGUAACAACACGGCAACGGCAGCAGCAGCGCAGCAUCUCCUGGAAGAGAACGUGGGGAUAAUCCCGCUGUGCGGGCCGGCGCGCAUUACGACCGCGGGCUUCCAGUGGGAUGUGGCGGACUGGAAGACGGAGAUUGGGGGCCAGCUUAGCACGAGUAAUCAUAUCCGGGCGGAUGUGGUGAAGGUGGAGGCUAAGGUGCCUGUGUUGCUGACGUUGGAGUUGGCGGAGCGGUUUAAGAAGAAAUGAUACCUGGCAUCCUUGAACCUUAGGGUGUUGUUGUGUGUGGGAGAAGUGGUGAGGAACGGACAGAGCUUGUGGAUGGGUUGUCAAUAGCAUUAUAGAUACUAAGUAUAGAAGUAUA
This is a messenger RNA of Aspergillus homomorphus CBS 101889, 1186 nucleotides long. RefSeq names its product thiamine diphosphokinase. Bases 1 to 1071 code for a protein of 356 amino acids. NCBI's taxonomy places the organism in Eukaryota, Fungi, Ascomycota, Eurotiomycetes, Eurotiales, Aspergillaceae. Gene Ontology annotation, biological process: thiamine diphosphate biosynthetic process; thiamine metabolic process. The record is from RefSeq and is a predicted model, not a curated record. Gene Ontology annotation, molecular function: thiamine binding; ATP binding; thiamine diphosphokinase activity. The transcript has 3 exons.